UGCCUGUUGGAUGGUAUAGGUAGUAAGAAGUAUCAUUGACAUGGAAAUGGUCUUACCCACUGAAGCAUAACAGUAAUGAGUUCAUUUGUACAGUGAAGGUAAUGCUGCUGGGAAUUCUGAAACAAGAUGGCAUCAAAAGGAAAAGAGACCGAAGAUGAUAUCUAUUGUGCAUGUCUGUCAAAGGCAUUAUGUCAAGUGGCUACCCCAGUCACCGUUGGUUUAUACGCCCCUUUUGGGGGCAGAGUUUACAUGCUUCUGGAUCGUAUAACAAAGUGCAUGAGAGAAGAAGCAUCACGUAUAACAGAGAAGGAGGAGACAACUUUAAAACAAACUACAGUUAAACCUCAUGGAUUGGGCUUCAUGCAUUUGCUCUGGCGUCUACUUUUCUACUGUCCUGUGGUCACUUCAGCUCACUUAGAACGUAAAAGCAUCCAGUUCAUUUUUGUGCACUUUAGCGCCUGGCAGUAUGCAGGUAGCGACCGUCUAUGGGCCGGCCUCGUCACCACUCUCUGUGACCAAAUACGACGACACUUUGGAAUCCUUCCACUUAGUGUCUUUAACGUCCUGGGCUCAGCCCCCAAGAGGAAUCUUGAAGAAGAUGUCAAGGAAUGGACGUUUAAAAGGACCUUUUGUAUCGUUUUGGUAGUUACUUUUAUUUUACUUCUCAUAGGUUUGCUCCUUUUAACUGUGCCUAUAAACUCCAGCAGCCAUGAAGGUAAAGAGAAAGUCAGCACUGUUUUUGGAAGUCUGGCUACUGUUCUUGCAGGUUCAGGCAUCGCCAUGACAUUAUAUAAAAUAUGCAAAAGUGUCUUAAUUAGUCAGAAGCAGAAGAUUGAACGUUUAGUCAAUAGCCAAAAAUUCAGUUCCCAAAUGGGAUUUAUGAAUGAAGUGAAAAAGGAGGUAGAACUAAUAACCCAAAUGGUUCAAUACAUGGAGAUUUUCCAGAAGCAAAAAAUCAGAGUGGUUCUGCAAAUCACUAGCUUGGAACUUUGUGCACCAGACAAAGUGGUUGGGGUACUGGACGCCAUGAACACUCUUUUGUCUGACCAAAGAUCUCCAUUCAUAUCUAUAUUAGUAGUUGACCCUAGUAUUAUUGUUACCUGCUUGGAGAGUGCAGGCUCCUUGAAAGGCAUGGCAGACAAUGGCUACAUGUUUUUAAAUCGCACUGUUACUCUGCCAUUCUCUGUGCCAUCUCUUGGCAAGAAAACUAAGCUGCAACUUCUGAGAAAGGCUGUUCAGAGAACUGAGGAUCUUAUUGAUUGGCCUUGUCGAAAUGAUGCUAAUCGGGGUACUAAAACUGGUAUCACUGAGUCCAUGAAAUUGUUGAGAGAAGAGCUCUCAGAAGAUGAUGAGGCAGAGAUAGGUAUGCCAAUAUAUCAACCUGCAUACUGUAUUCAAGAGGCGUUUUAUGCCCUGUACAGUGAACGUGAAGUUCUCCAUGAAUACAUUCCUGAUAGCAUAUGUCAAAUGAAACGAAUUGUCAAUGCGAUCCCAGUCAUGGUCCACCUGAUGAUGCUGAGUAAAAUACCAUGGGGCAAAUUGUCCUCUAAAUCUGUAGCUGCUUGGGUUGUCCUCUGUAAUCAGUGGCCCUGCAGGCUAAGUUGGAUUCUUCAGUGUCUGGAAGAUGAAGAACAACAAGGCUCAAAGGAAGGGUUUAGCAAUUCCCUACUCUGGGAUGUGUUUAAGCAGUACAGCAAGGAACUGUUUGCCAUGAAGGCUGGUUUAAAAAACCUUUUGGACUUGGAUGGAGAUCCAGAGAUUUUCCAGAGGUUCCUUUCUAAAGACUUUCCUUUUACAGUGGAGGAAUCCAGAAGACUUAUAAAGUGCACCAUUAACUUGGAUUCUUCUAUGAAGAACAAAAUGGGCCUUCUACGUGGAAUCAAUAGCCUUCAAAAUGACUGGAAGGACACAGAAGAUUCUAACAAUAAAACAGAGAAGGAAGCUGAAUGUAACAACGAUGGGAAAGACAAAAAGGAAACAGUUGGGGAAGGAGAUCCUGACUGUUCUAAAGAAGCAGAAAAAAGGGAAAUUGACAGGACAACUUGGAAAAAGGCAAGCUGGUUUAAUUUAGAAGUAUAUGAAGACAUUGGAGAAGGAUCCAUGAGGGGAAUGCAGGAAAAAGUGUUUGAAGGUGUGGCAGAAGAACCUACAAUGAACAUCCACACAACACCAACUUCAGAGAUGUGCGGUACACAGUGUGAUUGCAGGGAAUGCAAAUGUGUAAAUGAGACACUCAGAAGUGGAAUAGAGCUUUCUCAGGAUAGCUAUAAUGGUGAACUAUUAACACAAAUAACACAAAUGCAAAAAGAUGACAAUGAAUGCAUAAUACAGACUCAGAAGAAAGCCAUGGAUGAGUGUAUAGAGGACAACCAAUUAAAGGAGCUAUCUGGGAAAUUUAUAGUCGUGCAAAAGAAAGAAGAAGAAUCCACCUAUGAAAUGCAAAGCCAAAUUAAAGACUUCCCGGAACAGUCAAUAUUACCGACACAUGAGGCUUAA
Nanorana parkeri is the source of this 2496-nucleotide messenger RNA. RefSeq names its product NTPase, KAP family P-loop domain containing 1 (gene NKPD1). The record is from RefSeq and is a predicted model, not a curated record. Lineage: Eukaryota; Metazoa; Chordata; Amphibia; Anura; Dicroglossidae. The transcript is spliced from 4 exons. Bases 127 to 2496 code for a protein of 789 amino acids.